AAUGAACACUCGUUUCCACAAAAUUUUAUUUUUCCCGAAAAUCCCGAUAGGUCCUCAUCUCUUAUUACCUGUACCAAUUUCGUUUUUUUCUUUUUUCUUUUUCCUUUUUUUCUUUUUUCCUUUUCCUUUUUUUCGAAGAUACCCAUUUCAAAAUUAGCUUCGGACACGGCGUGUAAAAAGUUAGAGAGAGGAGAGAGAAAGUGUUGCAGGGUCCAUACGAGAGGAGGGAGAAGAGAACCCCACGAUCUGAGAGAAACCCACUUGUUUUUGUCCUUUAUUUUUUAAUUUUCUUUUUUCAAUCAGCCCAUAAGCGCCAAUAAUCAUGCCAUCAGGUGCUAAGAAGCGAAAGGCUGCCAAGAAAAAGAAGGAAUUGGAAGCCAACAACAAUGGCAAUCCUUCUAACAACCCUCAAGAGCAUGAUGAUGCCAAAUCCCAAGAUGAGAAGGGAAGUGAUGGGGGUGAGGUCAGUUCCCCUGCACAUGAGGACCACCAUAACAAUAAUGACAAUCCUUUUAAUGAGGGAAAUGAGGUGAGACACCCAUCAGCUGCUCGCUCUGUUGUCGUCGAGGAUAAUAAGUCCAUGGAGAAAGUUCCUAGUGGUGUUGUGGAGGAGGAAGGGAAACUAGGAGGUCAGGAUGGUGAUGAUGUCGCUAAGGUCGAGAGGGGGGGUUCGAAAUCUGAGGGGGAUUCUGAGAGAAGCAUUAGUAUUGAAGGCUUUGAGUUUUCAAAGAUAUCGAAUGAUGGGGAUGAUAAAAGCUCUAGUAGCAGCAGUAGUUCUAGCUCGGAUGAUGAGUCUCAAGCUGUUGAGAAGAAAGAGAAUAAAUCUGAAGCAACUAAGAUUACCAAGAGCGAAUCUUCUGGGGAUGCUAAUUUAGUUGAGAAAGUGUCCUCCAUCAUCGAAUCAGUUACGCCAGUGGUUCCAGUAUUGGAGGAGACAUUGAGUGUCGUAGAAAAUGCUAUAGUUGAUAAUUCGUUGGUUUCUGAGGUGGUUAAGUUGGACACUGGUAGAGAGAAAUUGGCUAACAAGGUUUCAGAAACAGUUACCAGUUUUUCUCCGGAGAAAUAUGAGGACAAGAUAUUUUCCUUAUUGGAUCAGUAUACAAAGCCGUCCCCCAGUGAAUUGGAAAGUGACCUGAAAGUUGAUGAGGACAAAGAAUUGCCACCAUCACAAGAUGCUCGUGUUGCUGAAACUACUACUGGCACUGAAUACAACAAAAAUUCUGAGAAAGAGCCUCUGGUCGCUCCAGCCCCAGCUUUACACCCAGUGCAACGAACCUCCUGGUUGAGUUGCUGUGGAAUUUUGGAUUUGCUAUCUGGAUCCAGUAGAUAAGAUCAGCGUACCGCCAUAUCCUUUCUCGUAGCCAAAUAUGGUAUGCCAUCCUGUAUACAUGCUUGCGCGCUCAUGUAGAUCCAUUCGCACAUAUAUGCAUCCAAUCAUUGGUGAACUUCUCUUCCAUUUUAAUAUUUCGGUCAAAGUCCUUACACUUUUUUUCAUUUUAACGGCUUUUAUGUUGGAUUUCUUGAGGCUGGAUUUGUUCUGAUUGAAUCCUGAAUUGCUGUUGGCACAUGGUUCCCCUCAUCAUGUUGAGUUUUUCUUUGAAGUUUGUUCUGAUUUAAACUAAAUGAUUUUUUGACCGAAUAGUUUCAUGAUCUGCAUGACAUAAGGAAUUUGUUAAUUUCUGCAUCGAUUAUUUUUUUGGCCAGUGUACGACGGCAACUUGAAAUUCUCACUGCUAAACUACAUCCACAUGGUUUCACAUUACGUAUUUCUAAUUUUGCAUUAUUAUGUCAGACAAUUUCAUUGCCUGGAAAGAAGAAAAAUUUUGUGAUCUAAUCUUAUCAUGCUUCGGAUUAAAUUUGC
This is a messenger RNA of Morus notabilis, 1861 nucleotides long. Its product is annotated as serrate RNA effector molecule homolog. The coding region runs from base 323 to 1330 and encodes 335 amino acids. NCBI's taxonomy places the organism in Eukaryota, Viridiplantae, Streptophyta, Magnoliopsida, Rosales, Moraceae. The record is from RefSeq and is a predicted model, not a curated record. The transcript is spliced from 4 exons.